Aspergillus tubingensis is the source of this 1392-nucleotide messenger RNA. Its product is annotated as NAD(P)/FAD-dependent oxidoreductase. Lineage: Eukaryota; Fungi; Ascomycota; Eurotiomycetes; Eurotiales; Aspergillaceae. The transcript is spliced from 4 exons. Gene Ontology annotation, molecular function: oxidoreductase activity. Bases 1 to 1392 code for a protein of 463 amino acids. Gene Ontology annotation, cellular component: cytoplasm. The record is from RefSeq and is a predicted model, not a curated record.
AUGGGCUCCACCACAACAAAUACCAUGCUCCCCCCAAACAACCCCAUCACUCCCUUCUGGCGCACCCAACUCGACCCGCUCGAUGACAUCCGGAGCACCCCCGACCUGCCCCCGCAAAGCGACAUCGCCAUCAUUGGCGGCGGCUACUCGGGCGUCACGCUAGCUUACUAUCUCCUCAAACAGCUCGCUGAGCAGGGUGACAAGACUACGACUAUUACGCUGCUCGAAGCGAGGCAGAUUUGCUCGGGCGCGACGGGUCGAAAUGGCGGCCAUCUCCGCCCCGACAUUUACGGUCACAUUCCCACCUACAUUGAGCGCUCCGGACUAGAAGCGGGUCUGGAGAUCGCGGAAUUCGAAUACGCGCAUAUCCAGGCGCUGAAAGAUCUUCUCCGCGAGGAGAACAUCGAUUGCGAUUUGAACAUUACCCGGAACAUGAAUGUGUAUCUGGAUGAAGAGUCGGCAGAGAAAGCCAAGCUCGCGUAUGAGAUGUUGCAGGCGAGGGGCGUCAAGUUGGCUGAGGACUUGCAUUAUACGGGGAAAAGGGAUGCGGAGGUGAUAUCAGGCGCCCACAACGCCAAAGCCUGCAUCUCCUACACAUCAGGCACACUCUGGCCCUACAAAUUCAUCCUGGGCCUACUAAGCAAAAUCAUCAAAUCCCCGCAACUAAACGUCCAAACCCACACCCCGGUGACAUCCAUCACUACAGAAGACAACAUCCACACAAUCUCCACUCCCCGCGGCAAUCUCCGCGCCGGGAAGAUCGUCUACGCGACGAACGCCUACACCGCCGGAUUACUCCCCGAGUAUUCGGCAAACAUCAUCCCCUGCAAGGGAAUAUGCUGCCAUAUCACGGUCCCCGAGGGAGAGGGCAAGAAACCCGCACCGUUCCUCCCUUACUCGUAUGCAAUCGGGUACGGAUCCGACGUUGUCGGCGGGGGCAGUUAUCUGAUUUCCAGACCGGAUGGAAGUAUUAUCGUGGGUGGAGCGCAAGCGACGUUCAAGAAUAAGCGGGAGGAAUGGUAUGGUAUUGUGGAUGAUACGACGUUGAUUGAGUCGGCGAAGAAUUACUAUGAUGGGUACAUGCAGCGUACGUUUCGAGGGUGGGAGGAUAGUGGGGCGUACGUGAAGGAGAUUUGGACAGGUGUUAUGGGCUACUCGGCCGACUCGCAUCCGCAUAUCGGCGAAGUUCCCAAUAAACCCGGCCAGUAUGUCUGUGCUGGGUUUAAUGGCCAUGGAAUGCCGGUGAUUCUGCUGUCCGCGAAAGGACUGGCGGAGAUGAUUCAGAAGGGGAAGAAGUUCGAGGAGACGGGAAUGCCACGGUUGUUUAAGACAAGUGUGGAGAGAAUGGAGAAGGCGAGGAAUGGGCCGGAGGGGGGAGAUAUUUUUGCAUAG